Lytechinus variegatus (green sea urchin) is the source of this 496-nucleotide messenger RNA. RefSeq lists its product as uncharacterized. Bases 89 to 430 code for a protein of 113 amino acids. Lineage: Eukaryota; Metazoa; Echinodermata; Echinoidea; Temnopleuroida; Toxopneustidae. The record is from RefSeq and is a predicted model, not a curated record. The transcript is spliced from 2 exons.
CCUACAGACCUACAAAUUGAAGCAGUAGCAAAAGCACUGGUGAAACAACAUCCAUGCCUCAAGGAGCAAGGCUCGCAGACAGGAUAUUAUGGGUGGAAGGUUACUUCAAGAUGAAGUGAAGAAGAAGAAUAAUGACCAAACAGUCAACGAUUUAAUGAAGAAGACCUUUCCACUAAGGAAGAAAGAUAUUGUUGUAUCCCAGGCCCUGAUAGCAGACAUUUGUGAGAGAUGGCCAGCUUUGUGCACCGAGUCACAGGUUUGUGAGGAGUUUGCAAGAAUAACUGCUAUUUCAUUGAGGUCAACCUUCUACCAAAAGUUAGAUCAACACACUCCAAAGCUGUUGCGUCUAUUUGAAAAGAAAGUCGGAGUUCAUAGGGAUAGAAUCAGUAGUGUUGGACAAGCUGAAGGAGGUAUGUACUUGGUUGUAUGACGAUUGCUCCUGCGACAAUGGCUCCAGUCCAACUUUGCCAUAUAAGCCAAAUAUAUAUAAAAAACA